This is a messenger RNA of Cloeon dipterum, 1452 nucleotides long. RefSeq names its product autophagy protein 5 (gene Atg5). Gene Ontology annotation, cellular component: Atg12-Atg5-Atg16 complex; phagophore assembly site membrane; cytoplasm. Bases 97 to 906 code for a protein of 269 amino acids. NCBI's taxonomy places the organism in Eukaryota, Metazoa, Arthropoda, Insecta, Ephemeroptera, Baetidae. Gene Ontology annotation, molecular function: Atg8-family ligase activity. The record is from RefSeq and is a predicted model, not a curated record. The transcript is spliced from 6 exons. Gene Ontology annotation, biological process: autophagosome assembly; C-terminal protein lipidation; cellular response to nitrogen starvation.
CGCCCGGUGCACUGCGAUACGACGAUGGUCGGCCGUGAAAGCUGAACUGCAGCGAGAAUUGUUGUCGAACGGUGGCCGACGCCGACACAUCGAGACAUGGCAAGUGACCGCGAAGUCCUCCGGCAGGUUUGGGAAGGCAAGUUGCCAGUCUGCUUCACGCUGGCUGAAGAGGAACUUCAGGACCUUCAGACGCCAGACCCUUUCUAUCUGAUGGUGCCAAGACUCUCAUAUUUUCCUCUAGUCACAGAGAAGGUGAAGCGACACUUCAUCAAACAUGCGCACCCUGAGAAACAGGAGGCCGAGAUGUGGCUCGACUACAAUGGCACUCCUUUGAAAUGGCAAUAUCCAAUCGGGGUGCUAUUCGACAGUCUGCUCGGAGCCGAUGCUACUCUUCCGUGGAACAUUACUGUGCGGUUUGAUAGAUUCCCUGAAAAAGAACUGUUGAAGUGUCCCUCCAGAGAUGUCGUCGAGUCCCAUUUCAUGUCGUGUAUCAAAGAAGCAGACGUUCUAAAGCAUCGCACGCACGUAGCAACGGCAAUGCAGAAAAAGGAACACUAUCAACUGUGGCAGGGGCUGCAAAACGAUAAAUUUGAUCAAUUUUGGUCGAUCAACAAAAAGCUUAUGGAUUGCAACAGGAAUGAGGGAUUUAAGCACAUACCGUACCGAUGUCACAAAGGGGACCAGUUCAGUUUGCCAUUGCAGAGAUUAGUGAAACCUUUCGAAGAACCUGAUUGCCAAAAAACAUUGGGUGACCUGAUUCACUUUUUGCUGCCGAGUGAUGAUGAAAAUUCGCUCAAAGUGAUAAUCCAGGGAGUAGAACCUUCGUGGGACACUCCUCUGCAGUGGUUGAGUGAACACCUCAGCCACCCAGACAAUUUUCUUCACCUCAGCUUGCAUUCCAUUUGAGGCGCAACAAAUUUCCCACCAAAACUCCAGCUUUUAAGUGUUAAUUGCUUCUGUGUUUGCAUACGAUCAAGUCCGUACAGCGAGAAAGAUGCUUCUGUGUUGGUGGCAUUGUGAUCAAGAUAACUUUUAAUUACACGUACACGACUUAUUCGAGAAGCUGCUGAAUUUGGACCGCCUGACUUGCGUUCAGUUGUGCUGACUUUUGUUGCUCAUUUUUGGACUUGAUGUAUCCACAUGACUUUAUAUAAUAUAAUAUAUUCUUAAACACCUUGUAAAACCUAAACUAAAUAAGGGAUCGGGUCAGGUGUCUGCUGCUGAAAUGUUUUACUGUUCGACUGCCAAUUUAUAUUUUCUGACGCUUGUUCGAAAGCUAGAAACAUGAUGCUAGGGUAGUGAACCAACCUUUUCUUUCAAGCUAAAGGGGAAAAAUGAAAAAUGUAUUGCGGCCCCAGGCAUCUGAUUUGCGUCCACCUUCCCUUCACUGAAAAAUGCAGAAAGAUAUUGUUCAAUCUACAAAAUAAAACGAAUAUGUUAUUAUAAUACAAA